GUAAACCCGCUACACAUGUACAGUAGCUCGCAAUUGUAUAUGCAUCCAAGACAUGCAGCUAAUACAUACAUUAUAUCGGUUUCCCGAAACUUUGCGCAUUAAUCAUUUUCCUCCUUUUCUUUUGCAAUUCAACAAAAGAUGACUCAUAAUUUCUUUGAAAGCAAAGUCGCUGUAAUCACAGGAGGUAGCCGUAAUAUCGGAAAAGCUGUUGCAACUGCACUUGUCGAGCAAGAAGCCAAAGUGGUAAUUGGUGAUAUCAUUGACACCGAGGGCCAAGAAACCAUUGAGGAGCUCAACUCAAAGGCCGGAAAAGAAGUAGCCAUCUUUCAGCAUACAGAUGUGACAAAAUACAAGGACUUGACCGCACUAUUUCAACUGGCUGAAAGCUCGUUUGGUGGCGUGGAUCUUGUAUUCUUGAAUGCCGGCAUAGCUGUGAACCAUGACGUACUUUUGGAUCCUUUGGAUGACGAGCAAGACGAGAAAAUUUUAAAGGUAAAUACGGCGGGCAUUAUCAAAGGUACCAAAGUUGGUGUUCGACAUUUAGCAAAACGGGGCGCAGGUGCAAUUGUCAUCACAGGAUCUACCUUAGGAUUGGAACCUGCCAGUUAUACGAGCAUAUACAAUGCGUCAAAGGGUGCAGUGAUUGCAUGGGCGAGAAGCUUUCAGCAUCUACAAAACAUAUGCAGUGUGCGAAUCAACUCGGUGUGUCCUCAUGCAGUCGAUACGGAAUUUUUAUGGGGAUUUCCUGAUCUCAGUCGAAAGAUUUUUGAAGGAGUUGCACCGACUGCAGAAAUAAGUACUGUUGUUAAGGCUGUGCUUUUAUUAAUGGAGGAUCAAAAUCGUAAUGGGCAAGUGCUUACUGCUUUACCGGGUAAUGUCAUUGAGGUUGAGGAGGCACCAAAGAUCAUGGCCAAAACAACACAACAUUUAGGAAAUAUCCCAUUGGUCUCUCCGGAAGUGAUAUCCGAAUUAGAAGCGAAAUACAAGCAAGAUUUUGAUGGAAUGAUGAAAAGUUACUUUAUGCAAUGAUUGCAGUACUACUUUUCUGCUGGAUAUUUGUACUACAGUAGCUCCUCAAAGAGCAAGAAAGAUAUCUUGUUCUCUAGCUUGUGACAAUAGUGAUUUAUGUGCUCGAAAAAUCUGCGGAUUAAAGAUCCUUAGAGCAAAGGCAGCUUGAAUUUUUAAUGGUUACUAGCUUCCUCGCUUCGCUCGGAUGAAUGA
This is a messenger RNA of Zychaea mexicana, 1221 nucleotides long. RefSeq lists its product as uncharacterized. The record is from RefSeq and is a predicted model, not a curated record. Gene Ontology annotation, molecular function: oxidoreductase activity, acting on the CH-OH group of donors, NAD or NADP as acceptor. The transcript has 9 exons. Bases 139 to 1029 code for a protein of 296 amino acids. Gene Ontology annotation, cellular component: cytoplasm. NCBI's taxonomy places the organism in Eukaryota, Fungi, Mucoromycota, Mucoromycetes, Mucorales, Lichtheimiaceae.